AUGGGCAAAAAGGAGGCUAAACGGAAUGAAUACGUAACUUUUGAAAAUGGUCUUAAUAACUACACAGUGGAAACGGGGAAAGCACCUAAAAUAUCGAAAAAAGGUACAAAUGAGCAAAAUAAUGAGCUCAGAACUAUCAAUUACAAUGACAAAAGCACGCCUCUGUCAUCUAAUAAAAAUAAACACAAAGACGAAGCAGUUGUUGUAAAGGAGUCGAAAAAUGAUAAACAGCUCAAGCGAAAACAUAGCUUAACUUCUAAUAUUCAGAGUGAUAAUGCUCUUCUUGAGGGCAUUGAAUCUAAAUCUGAAACGGGGAGGGAAAGUGUGUCAGAGUUACCGUCGAAAAAAAGAAAGCAUAAUUCUAAGUCCCCUGCUCAGAACGAAUGCGGUUUAAAUGAUAAGAUUGUUUGUCAUGCAGUUGAUACAAAUAUCAAAGAAACCGCACUGAAACACAGAAAGCAGAGCCAACAGCAGUGUUCUGUGUUAAAUGUUCAUUCUAAAGGCGCCUCAGGGGACCAGAAAACACCUAAAAAACCCAAGAAAAUCAAACCCAAGGAGAAUGGGGCUGUGGAUAAAUCUAAAAGAAAAAAAAGAAAGCGAGAAAACGGUCCUUCGUUAAACACUCAAAGCCAAAAUAUUUCUUUUGACCAGACAGUAUCUAACACGACUGAUGUAAGCAAGCUACAAGAUAGUAUAACAGUAUCAUAUAAUUCGUCCAAACCCAAAAAGUGCAAACAAAAUACUCUACCCAAGAUUGAAAAAGGAAAAUGGUAUCAUGAAUACCAAAUUUCUAGUGACAAGGAAUAUCUUACGAGCGAUGAAAGUUCUACUGAAGUAGAUAACUCACAGAGUAGGAGUCUUCAACGUCAACACAGACGACUGUCUAAUGAACGUUUAUCAAGAACCAUAUUCGUUGGCAAUUUACCACUGAAUAUUACCAAAAAAAGAAUAGAAGCAUUAUUUAAUAAUGUGCUAAGGGAUAAUAAAAUCUCAUCUUCUGAUUGCUCUGUUGAAUCUGUCAGAUUUCGUGGUGCUAUUCCAGUUACUGGUGGUACUAGUAGGUUAGCACGAAAACGUGCAGCUAUCACAGGCGAAUUUUCAGGUGUUUCCAAAUUUCGUAUGGGUUAUGUUGUACUGACAACAAAGAUCGGUAUACCAAUGGUACUUUCUUUAAAUGGAUGCUGUUUGAAUUCGGAUGGUUUUAUUGUGAACCCUGAAGAAUCAAUUGAUGUAAUUGAUAAUAAAACUGAAUCUACCACUAAUACUGUUGCUGCUACUAAUAGUGAUACGAAUAGUGUAUAUCAUAUUCGAGUCGACAAAGCAACUGAUAAUAAUAAGACACGUGGUAAAUCAGAUAAUUUUGUAUUCAUUGGCAAUCUACCAUUCGAUUGUACUGAAGAAGAGAUCUAUAGUACGUUGUCUACAUUAGGUUCAAUAAAAAAUGUUCGUUUAAUACGUGAUUCUCAAACUGGUGCUGUGCGUGGAUUCGGUUAUGUAACAUUCAACGAUCCAUCAGUUAUCCCUUUAGCUAUACGAUCAUCAAAUACCCUGAGUGUACGUGGAAGACAAAUAAGAAUUAUGGAGUAUAAAGUGAAGAAAACUCAAAAUAAAAAUGUUCAUCAGCAAUUAAAAUCACAUAAUAACAGGAAUAAAAUAUCCAAUACUAAUCCAAAGCAAAAGAAGAAACACGAAAAGAGGAAAACGAAGCUACAACAAGAACAAGAACAACAAAAGCAACGAUAG
This is a messenger RNA of Schistosoma turkestanicum, 1743 nucleotides long. NCBI's taxonomy places the organism in Eukaryota, Metazoa, Platyhelminthes, Trematoda, Strigeidida, Schistosomatidae. The record is from the annotation of a GenBank genome assembly.